AUGUCAUCUAAUCAUCAUCUAAGUAUACCUCAAAGUCCACCUCAUACAGCAACCACGUCUACAUCUACCCCCGCAUCCACCCCGUUUAAUCCAAGAACUCAUAGACACAAAAGAUCACAAGCUAUACUGGGAGAUUUUGAUGGUUUGGGACUAUUUAAUAUACCACCACCACCACCAGUAUCAUCACCAGGUGGUGCAUCAGCAGCAGCAGCAGCAGCACAAUCAAUACCCUACAAUGGCAGUACAUCACGCUCAUCAUACUAUGGUCAUCGUUCAGCCUUAUCCAGCAAUAAUGUCCUUGGUAUAACUGGCAGUCCAGCUCGUAAUAAUAAUAAUAAUAAUAAUAAUAACAACAACAACAACAACCAUGGAAAUAGAACAAUAUCAACAUCUGCACCAAAGGAAAGAGUUGUUGGAUUUGCUGACCAUACACCUAGAACUAAAGCAGACGACGAAGACUAUGCAUUGGAUCGAUACUUUCAUUUUAAUAAUAAAGAGGAUUUUGCUAAUCCGAUAGACACCGGGUUUGCCUUUCCCAAAAGUGAAUUCGAUCACGACACAGAAGAGGACGAUGGUGGUCAUCAUCGUCAUCAUGACUUGCAUAACUAUAGUACUUCACCUCAUUCAGGAGUGACUUACACCACAAAUUUCAGGAAAAGUUUAAGCUCGCCCAUACAAUUAUCCAAUAAACUAUCUCACUCAUCAUUACGACAACAAAGCACACCAUAUUUACUGCAAUCACCUCGACAUUUGACUUAUCAAUUGCUGCAACUGCAUUUACAGCCGCAGUCGCAGCCGCAACCGCAGCCACAACAACAUGAAGAACAGGAUGUACCUGAUGCCAUGAUUGACUUGGAUUAUAUUCUUACUGCAAACUUGCAUAUUGGACUGCAGCUUCACGAUGACGCCAUUUUCAGUACUGAUGACUUCUUGGGCUCACCAGCAAUUGCCGAGGAAGAAGAUACAACGGAGGAUAGGACUACAGUUGCGUCAUCCACAACAACGACAGCAGCGAGGCCAGCAGGAACGGAAGAAACCGCAGGAAUAGCAAGCGCCGCCAUCACGAAGAAUCAUGAUGAGAUUGAAGAACAAGACUUGCAAGAAUUACAUUUAGAUGAGGAGGAAGACUGUGAUGCAUUACCACAACCUACUCAUAAUUUUUACUCCCUGGCCAACUCCUCAUCAUCGAGUUUUACUUCAGUUCCGCCACCAUCACAUUCAAAUAAUGUUGCUGCUACUACUACUACUGCUACUGCUACUGCUACUGCUACUGCUACUGCUACUGCUACCUCCUCAGCUCAACCACCAACACCAUCGUUUUCAACUCCUACGCGACAAAGAUCAGGAGCCAAAGCACAUCGAUACCAAAUAUUCUAUGAUCAAUCGAACCGCAUCUCCAAUGCUAUGAGAGGAUCGGCCGAGAGUAUUGAUCGAACAAGUACAAACACCCCACCAAUGUCAGCUACAGGUACUGCACAACCACCACAAUCCCCAUCAACAUCAAUUUCGGCUACUUCAACCAACUCUAUUACUGCAUCUCAAACAGUAUCAGCCAACAACAUUAGCCAUCAAACACCACUACAUUUACAACAACAACUACAACCAGGAUCACGCAAAACGAGAUACCUUAGUCAUUAUUCGUCGUUGCCUACACUAAAGAGUAAACGCUCAUUUUCAUCAAUACGGUAUAACGAGUUGAAGAGGAUUUCAUCACCAACUAGAGAAUAUUACCGAUUACAAUCAACAUUGUCGCCGUCAAAACACAAUGGGAAUGGAUUUAAUAACACUGUGCAUUUCAAUCAUUACAAUAAUAACCAUAGCAAUGGCAAUGGCAAUAUCACUGGCAAUAGCAAUGGCAAUGGCAAUGGCAACAACACGGCUGUUCCUAUUGAUUUGGCAACAACGUUGCACCCACCGGUACCGCAAUGCUCCACUCCAUCCACAUUAGCGACUCAAUCCACCGCGGAAUCAGUGUCAACUGCCAUCAGUGAUAAACGCGGAGACGCUUCAACCAGUCCCAUUAGUGUUAAUUCGGAAAUUUCAUCAAUGGUUAUUACAGAUGGCAAAUCAGUGAGUCGACAAGCAGAAGUGGAGGCGGGCGUGGAGGCGGGCGUGGAGGCGGAGGAGGAGUUAAACAACUCAGAAGCUACCACCGCCGAUGCCGCUGCUAAACCGGUAGUUGUUGUUUCCACUCGGGAUCUAGAUUCCUCGCUGCCAGCACUUGAUUCAGCGUCAACAAUCUCAUCACAUUUGUUCCCCAUUCCUCAACUGGGACACAGUAAUGAUAAUCUGAUUCUGCUUCCAAGUGAAUCUACAAUACUGAAUAAACUGUCGCCAAGAGGAGUUGAUUUAGCCACCACCACCACCCCAACUACCAUAGACAAUGAAACAAUCACGUUAGAAUCAGCUAGCUCAACUCAGUUGAAUAAGAUCCAUCCACAUAUUGUCUUGGCUCCUCCUCCUUCUGCAUCAUCACCAUCAUCAGAUAUACACAACGCACAAGCGCUGCCUUCUCCAACUACACUGACAGUCAAACAAUCGCACUCUUCAUCAUCAUUGAAAAAGCUGAACAAUUUGGGAAGGCCAAAGUCACCAUCCAAAUCAACCUCUCGUCGACCUUUAUCAUCAGCAGAAUCAAAUUCUUUUAAACAAACUCAAAUUCCACCACCGAAAAAGACUUUGGAUGCACCAAUGAGCAAGUAUGAAUAUAACAAGUAUCCAAACCGAGAAGCAAAACUGAGCAAAAUGACGAUGACUCGCAUAGGCAGCAAUGCUGAUGCCGUAUCAUUCUCAUCCAAUGCAUCUUCCUCUUCAUCAACGACGCUUGGUUUGAAUGAAAUUGGCGUUGGUGGAGCGGCCUUGUCUAUCACUUUGACCAAUGAAGCGAAAUUGAAACGAGGAGGACAAGUUGAUGCAGCAGUAGGUCCCACAACUAGAAGGCGAGGGGGAAACAGGGGUGGACAUACCAGAUCAAAGAGUAAUGUUGAAGAUUCAUUGUCGCUGGCGGGGAUGAAACGUAGCUCAAGGUUUUUCGACUGGUUAAGGAAAAAAUGA
Messenger RNA from Lodderomyces parapsilosis, 3054 nucleotides. RefSeq lists its product as uncharacterized. The transcript has a single exon. Lineage: Eukaryota; Fungi; Ascomycota; Pichiomycetes; Serinales; Debaryomycetaceae. Bases 1 to 3054 code for a protein of 1017 amino acids. The record is from RefSeq and is a predicted model, not a curated record.